This is a messenger RNA of Musa acuminata subsp. malaccensis (wild Malaysian banana), 758 nucleotides long. Its product is annotated as small ribosomal subunit protein uS11y. The record is from RefSeq and is a predicted model, not a curated record. Gene Ontology annotation, cellular component: ribosome; cytosolic small ribosomal subunit. Lineage: Eukaryota; Viridiplantae; Streptophyta; Magnoliopsida; Zingiberales; Musaceae. Gene Ontology annotation, biological process: translation; ribosomal small subunit assembly. Gene Ontology annotation, molecular function: structural constituent of ribosome.
AACCUGGGCGACCAUAAGGGUUUCAUUUUUCCAAUCCAAACGAAACCCUAGUUUUCGCGGCGCCGCCCUCGCCUUCUUCCGCGCCCACCAUGUCUGGAAGAAAGAAGACCAGGGAGCCCAAGGAGGAUAACGUGACACUUGGGCCGGCUGUACGAGAAGGGGAGCAAGUGUUUGGUGUUGCUCACAUCUUUGCAUCGUUCAAUGACACUUUCAUUCAUGUUACAGAUUUAUCUGGCAGGGAAACGCUGGUUCGCAUUACAGGUGGCAUGAAGGUCAAAGCCGACAGGGAUGAAUCAUCACCUUAUGCAGCCAUGCUUGCAGCUCAAGAUGUGGCACAAAGAUGCAAGGAACUUGGGAUUACUGCUUUACACAUUAAGUUGCGAGCGACUGGUGGGAAUAAGACGAAAACACCCGGUCCUGGAGCUCAAUCUGCUCUCCGAGCGCUUGCCCGUUCUGGGAUGAAAAUUGGCCGUAUUGAGGAUGUGACGCCGAUUCCAACAGACAGCACCCGCAGAAAGGGUGGAAGAAGAGGGAGGAGACUGUAGUUCACCCAAAUGCUGCGGAAAGAACCGUUUAUUCUGCCAUUUUAGGCUUUGAAUCUAUGCUGCAUUUGAGGUUCAUUCUAAUUUUGUUAGGAUCGAAGCUACGGCGGUAGCUCUAUGUUAAUUUACUGUGAUUGAGAUUUGAGUGCAUGAUUUCUGUUAAGAUGAUAUCUUUUAGUAUCAUUUACAUUAAUUAUGUUAUAUCUUUUGACUAUC